AUGGAGGUCCCAUGGGUUUCGGAUACUCAGCAAUCAGCAUUAAGAGGCAACGUGAUCACAUUUCCACAAGAUGUACAAGCCUCUGUAAAACGUCUUCCACUAUCAUUAGACAAGUUAGCAAGCACAAUAAAAAUUGUUUUCGUUGGAGCACAAGCCUUACCACCAGAUCUUAUAAGUCUUCGAGAUGUUCUUACAGUUCGAAAACAAAAAAUUAUCGAUGCAUUGCAGUGGCUAAAGAGAUACAAUCUGUUAUAUAGGGACAUCGAAAUCGAUAUGGCCAGUUUAAACAAACUUCCAAUAAACGAUAUACCUGAUGUUCUGCUAAAAACUAUGCACAUAGAAACAAAUGCUAAGCCAGCCGAUGAAGCAAGGACAGGUUAUGUCAUAGAAACGAUAGAUGACCCUGAUCUUGAAGAGGAUAAUCAAGUUCAAAAUAACACUAUUAUACCAGUUCAAACGAGUGGUGUAUUAGAUGUUAAUGGAUCUAGUGUUCGUUCAGGAGACAUCCAUUGUCAUCUUUUACAGAAGCUUAAAGUUGAUUCGGCACAAACAAUAGAUUCAGCAAAUGAAAUAGAAAGUGGGGAUGAACCAGAAGCACAACAUAACACACGCGCAACAAAAGAAAAUGAAAACAAAAACAUUUUCCAGAUUCCACGAUCUGAUAGACCAAGCAAUGAGUAUUCUAACCCAGACUUGCUUAUAAGCCUAUUUCCAACAUUAUUUCCCUAUGGUGUAGGAGGCUUGAAAGAUACUUCGAGAAAGACAAAAGUAGGGCUGUCGGAGUUCCGUUAA
Messenger RNA from Didymodactylos carnosus, 792 nucleotides. Lineage: Eukaryota; Metazoa; Rotifera; Eurotatoria; Philodinida; Philodinidae. The record is from the annotation of a GenBank genome assembly.